Molecule: messenger RNA, 438 nt
Organism: Sparassis crispa
Lineage: Eukaryota; Fungi; Basidiomycota; Agaricomycetes; Polyporales; Sparassidaceae
Exons: 4
Coding region: 1-438 (145 amino acids)
Source: RefSeq, a predicted model, not a curated record
AUGACCAUGUCCUCAGUGAUCCCUUCCUCCCUGCCCGCGUCCGUGGACCCUUUGAUGCCCUCCUCUACUUCGCACACUUCACCCAAGACUCAGAGUCUCGAAGUGCACACAAGUGCGUUGCAGUCGCGGUCGAGUGCGUCAAAGUUGCGGCGGUCUGCCGAAUUGAAUGAGGUUCUCGCCAGGUUCCGGCAGCAAUGGGAGAAGUCAGCAGAAUUUCGUGGUGUCCGACGGGAGCAGGUAGCGCCAAUUCGUGGAGUUCAACAGCUGCGGGAGAAGUUAGCGGAACUUCGUCGUCUCCGACAGCAGCGGAAGCAGCGGCUGGAGAAGAUAGCGGAACUUCGUGGUGCCCUCCAACAGCAGCGGAAGCAGGUAGCGUCAAUUCGUGGUGUCCGACAGCAGCAGGAGCAGGUAGCGCCAAUUCGUGGUGCCCGAUUGUAA